This is a messenger RNA of Mytilus trossulus (common blue mussel), 962 nucleotides long. RefSeq lists its product as uncharacterized. The record is from RefSeq and is a predicted model, not a curated record. The transcript is spliced from 3 exons. The coding region runs from base 24 to 962 and encodes 312 amino acids. Lineage: Eukaryota; Metazoa; Mollusca; Bivalvia; Mytilida; Mytilidae.
AUACGUCGUAAAAGGCACUCCAGAUGAAAAUCAUGUUUGUUUUGACUGUAGUUUGGACCUUUAGUCUUCAGGGAAUUAUUUCUACAGAAAUGUCGGAUGGAUCUGCACUGGAUGUUGGAGAGGUAAAACGUCUACUGCUUCCUAACCCGGAUGUUGUAGGAGCAAGGUUAGCUGAACUGGACCGAGCCAGCCAGGAAAUGAAGAAACAGAUGGCAGAAUUGAAAGAGAAUAUGAUAUUAACGACAAAUACAAUGGCCCAAGUAAAAACGCAGCUCUCACAGGAGAAGACAAUGAACGACAACUUGAUGUCUUCUUUCACCCAACUGCAAUCCUCUUUCGAUCAAGAAAAGGCAAAGCGUGUCAAUUUAGAAGCUGUCACAUCCCAGAUUUCAGCAUCUAUACAAAAAGUUUCCGAUUAUGGUUCCACAUACACACGUUGGGGACGGAAACAGUGCUCUGGAAUAGAUACUGAUCUUGUAUACACAGGUUUUACUGCGGGACAGAGUCAUUUCGAUAGCGAUUUCGGCACUCGUUUUGGUGGUGCAUCAAAUUUGCUAUGCCUUCCAAAUAAUCCAGAAAUGAGUAACAAAUCUGCACCUGGAUAUAGCUAUUUGUAUGGUACCGAAUAUCAGCAAACAUUCUUUGGAUCGGGAGCUGUUGAUGAAGAUGUUCCUUGCGCUCUUUGCAGGAGUAAACAUACAUACUCGUCUGUCAUGAUCCCUGGUAGGAAGUCGUGCUAUUCUGGAUGGAAGUUAGAAUAUUAUGGAUAUAUAGCAUCUGACUCGUAUACUCAGAAAGCGUCAUCGUUUAUCUGUGUUGAUGCGAGCCCAGAAUUCGUACAAGGUGGCAAAGCGAAUAAAGAUGGGAGUCUUUUGUACGGUACUGGUACAAAAUGUGGUUCUUUACCGUGUCCACCGUAUGAUAACAACUUUGCUGUAUUAUGCGUGGUUUGUUCAAAAUAA